AUGUCGUCAGCCUCGCAACAGACCUUCUAUGACAUAUCAAUGGUGGACGGCUACAAUCUACCCAUGGGCAUCAAGUUGCUAGCAUCGGAGUCGUCCAACCGCAACAUCUCCGACAUCCCACCAAAUCUAACGAAUCCUGUCUGCAUCGGCAGCACGGCGCUGCUCGAACCUAUCGGCUCAACAUCUGACGCGCUGUUUAGUACCAAUGCGACGUAUCCGAUACCUCUCGAACAAUCCUUGAGCUCAUCAUUUGUGUCGUCGUGGUGCCCCUUCCCAUUGCUUGCAUUUCCACCAGAAAAGCCAGGCGAUGGUGUAUAUCCCUAUCCGGACGACAAUAUUCAUAGGCCGUUGUUCAGCCCAUGCUUUUCAGCGUGCGCAAAAUGGAAUCUCGAUCGCUACUGUUGUGCUGGCAAUCAUGACUCGCCAGGGACAUGCAAGCGCAGCUAUUAUUCGACUCAGGCCAAGAAAGUAUGUCCCGAUGCCUACAGCUUCGCCUAUGACGACAAGAAGAGUACAUUCAUCGUGCCGGAAGGAGGAGGUUAUGAGGUCGUAUUCUGCCCGCGUGGAAGGAGCAGUAACAUCCUUGCUACUCUCGGACCUGAGAUGCAAGUGGUUGCUCAGACUGGACAGGUCACAAGAGAUGUCGAAGAUAAGGCGAGUGAUGCUGAUUACAUUGCUAAGCGGAACGAUGCGGGCAAGGGACUUGCCGCUGAACGGCUGCCCAGUGACAGUUUGAUAGCGUUGGCAGUGCUGCUGGGUUGGAUAUGUUUGUCAUGGUAG
Messenger RNA from Cyphellophora attinorum, 780 nucleotides. Its product is annotated as Pathogenesis-related protein 5. Lineage: Eukaryota; Fungi; Ascomycota; Eurotiomycetes; Chaetothyriales; Cyphellophoraceae. The record is from RefSeq and is a predicted model, not a curated record. The transcript has a single exon. The coding region runs from base 1 to 780 and encodes 259 amino acids.